AUGACCGGUGAUGAUUGCAUCUCCAUUGGCCGGGGGAGCAGGCAAGUACGAAUCACAAACGUAAGGUGCGGACACGGGCAUGGCAUUAGUAUUGGAAGUUUAGGAAAGUACGAGAAGGAAGAACCUGUGUCUGGAAUUUAUGUGAAGAAUUGCACAAUAUACGACACCGACAAUGGCGUGAGAAUUAAGACUUGGCCCGCAUUGCAUGGUGGCAGUGUGUCGAAUAUCCAGUUCGAGGAUAUCGUCAUGCAAAACGUCAGCAAUCCCAUCAUUAUAGAUCAAAUGUACUGCCCGCAUAACGAAUGCAAUCGCAAGAUGCCAUCAAAAGUUAAAAUAAGCGACGUCAUCUUCAAGAAUAUUCGAGGAUCGUCAAGAACGCCCACAGCCGUUCAAUUGACAUGCAGCAGCAGCGUACCAUGCAAGAACGUUGAACUUUCUAACGUUAACCUCCAGUACACCGGAUCUAAGGGUCCUGCAAAAUCUAUUUGUACAAAUGUUAAGCCUAAGAUUAUAGGAAAGUUGAUUCCGAGAGGAUGUUAA
Manihot esculenta (cassava) is the source of this 540-nucleotide messenger RNA. Its product is annotated as exopolygalacturonase-like. Bases 1 to 540 code for a protein of 179 amino acids. The record is from RefSeq and is a predicted model, not a curated record. NCBI's taxonomy places the organism in Eukaryota, Viridiplantae, Streptophyta, Magnoliopsida, Malpighiales, Euphorbiaceae. Gene Ontology annotation, biological process: carbohydrate metabolic process. The transcript has 2 exons. Gene Ontology annotation, molecular function: polygalacturonase activity.